AUGUCCGCCCCGGCAUCCAGAUCCCACGAUCUAACCCCACCAUCUACCGCACAUCUCCUGGCUCAAAAGCUACCCAAGCCAUACAUCAACAGCUUUUGCGGUGCCGCUGCCGGCGUUGCUUCGGGCAUUGUUACUUGCCCACUCGAUGUUAUCAAAACCAAGCUGCAGGCUCAAGGCUCCUUCCGUUUCCAGCAGCAUUCACAGAACGCGCCUUCAACAUCCCAGGUCUACCGAGGUCUUGUUGGAACUGCAAAAACAAUCGUGCGCCAAGAUGGUCUCAAGGGCAUGUAUAGAGGUCUUGGACCAAUGGUACUUGGUUAUCUGCCCACAUGGGCUGUCUACAUGAGCGUCUAUGAUAUCGCAAAGAGCAAUUACUCCGAACGCAUUGAACCCCAGUGGUUCUCUCAUGUGUGCUCCUCCGUCACAGCCGGCGCUUGCUCAACCCUUGCAACAAACCCCAUAUGGGUUAUCAAGACUCGUCUCAUGUCUCAAAUAUCCUCAAAAGCUGCCGAAGGACACCGUACCCCUUGGCACUACAACAACACUUGGGAUGCCGCUCGUCAGAUGUACAGAAGUGAGGGCGUCAAGGCCUUCUACUCUGGUUUGGCUCCCGCAUUAUUGGGUCUCACCCACGUCGCCAUUCAAUUCCCUCUCUACGAGUACUUGAAGCUCAAAUUUACUGGUGUUGAGAUGGGCGCAGCUCCUCCAAGCCAAGGCUCAAACUCGGUCGGUGUGCUCGCUGCUACCUGCAUCAGCAAGAUCUGCGCUACCACAGCCACAUAUCCUCACGAAGUCCUGCGCACUCGUCUACAAACACAACAAAGGGGCAUUCCCAGCUCUGAUGGCAUGAUUAAUAAGCCUCGCUAUCAGGGUGUUGUCAAGACCUGCAGAACCAUUCUCUACGAAGAGGGCUGGACUGCCUUCUACAGCGGCAUGGGAACAAAUCUCAUUCGAGCCGUUCCUGCCGCCAUGACUACCAUGCUCACCUUCGAGACACUCAAAAGCAUGAUUGUUCGUCUGCAAGAUGAAGACGAGCACGUUCCGGGAACCGUCUAG
Molecule: messenger RNA, 1056 nt
Organism: Aureobasidium melanogenum CBS 110374
Lineage: Eukaryota; Fungi; Ascomycota; Dothideomycetes; Dothideales; Saccotheciaceae
Product: mitochondrial carrier protein
Exons: 3
Coding region: 1-1056 (351 amino acids)
Biological process (GO): pyrimidine nucleotide import into mitochondrion
Cellular component (GO): mitochondrion
Molecular function (GO): pyrimidine nucleotide transmembrane transporter activity
Source: RefSeq, a predicted model, not a curated record